Messenger RNA from Phodopus roborovskii (desert hamster), 3371 nucleotides. RefSeq names its product myocyte enhancer factor 2D (gene Mef2d). Gene Ontology annotation, molecular function: histone deacetylase binding; RNA polymerase II cis-regulatory region sequence-specific DNA binding; protein dimerization activity. Gene Ontology annotation, biological process: positive regulation of transcription by RNA polymerase II; cell differentiation. Bases 543 to 2084 code for a protein of 513 amino acids. The transcript has 13 exons. The record is from RefSeq and is a predicted model, not a curated record. Lineage: Eukaryota; Metazoa; Chordata; Mammalia; Rodentia; Cricetidae.
CCGAGCCGGGCCAGGGGAAAGGAGGGGACCUGUCACAGGUAGAGGGAGCAGCGGAGCUCCCCAGGUAACCCCGAGAGCACGCAAUCUGGCUUCGGAGCUUUGUCACACAGCUGCGCCGUGCCUACGUCGGCCUCGAGUCUGGGGCUGGAGGAGUUGCCUUUGGAGCCCGAAAGGAGGAAGGAAGCAAAAUAUCAACAACCGUCGAGGCGGCUUGGGCGCUCGGCCGCGUCCCCGCCGCCCGCCGCCGCCACCCCCGCGCGCACCAGGGGGUCCGGACCCUGCGGCGCCGCCCAGGCCGCGUGGACGCGGCGCCUUCGCUGUUCCCUGUCGGAGCUGCGGCUUCGCGCAGCCGAGGAUACCGCGGGCCGGGCCGAGGCUCCCGGCGCUGUGACAACCCCGUUCCCCCGUGGGCUGGAGGCUGUGCAUGGGUUUUCUGCAGACCAUGAACUGAACACUAGUCCCAGACAUUCAUGAGCACAGUGUGAGGCUCCUGACCACCACCCAGCGGCCCCUUCUUCCGGCAGCAAGGACCCCCGGAGAAGAUGGGGAGGAAAAAGAUUCAGAUCCAGCGAAUUACUGAUGAGCGGAACCGCCAGGUGACAUUCACCAAGCGGAAGUUUGGGCUGAUGAAGAAGGCUUACGAGCUGAGUGUGCUAUGUGACUGCGAGAUUGCACUCAUCAUCUUCAACCACUCCAACAAGCUGUUUCAGUACGCCAGCACCGACAUGGACAAAGUGCUGCUCAAGUACACGGAGUACAACGAACCGCAUGAGAGCCGCACCAAUGCUGACAUCAUAGAGGCGCUGCACAAGAAGCACAGGGAGUGUGAGAGCCCUGAGGUGGACGAGGCGUUUGCCCUGACCCCCCAGACGGAGGAGAAGUAUAAAAAGAUAGACGAGGAAUUUGAUAAGAUGAUGCAGAGUUAUAGACUGGCCUCAUCUGUUCCGGCCCCCAACUUUGCCAUGCCUGUCACAGUGCCCGUGUCCAAUCAGAGCUCCAUGCAGUUCAGCAAUCCCAGUGGCUCUCUGGUCACUCCUUCCCUGGUGACAUCAUCCCUCACGGACCCACGGCUCCUGUCCCCCCAGCAGCCAGCACUACAGAGAAACAGUGUUUCUCCAGGCCUGCCCCAGAGGCCUGCUAGUGCAGGAGCCAUGCUGGGCGGAGACCUCAACAGUGCUAACGGAGCCUGCCCCAGUCCCGUUGGGAAUGGCUACGUCAGUGCCCGAGCUUCCCCUGGCCUCCUUCCUGUGGCCAAUGGCAACAGCCUAAACAAAGUCAUCCCUGCCAAGUCUCCACCCCCACCCACCCACAACACCCAGCUUGGAGCCCCCAGCCGCAAGCCUGAUCUGCGGGUCAUCACUUCCCAGGGAGGCAAAGGGUUAAUGCAUCAUUUGACUGAGGACCAUUUAGAUCUGAACAAUGCCCAGCGCCUUGGGGUCUCCCAGUCUACCCACUCGCUUACCACCCCAGUGGUUUCUGUGGCAACACCAAGUUUACUCAGCCAGGGCCUCCCCUUUUCCUCCAUGCCCACUGCCUACAACACAGAUUACCAGCUACCCAGUGCAGAGCUAUCCUCCUUACCAGCCUUCAGCUCACCUGCAGGGCUGGCACUAGGCAAUGUCACCGCCUGGCAACAGCCCCAGCAGCCCCAGCAGCCACAACAACCACAGCCGCCACAGUCACAGCCACAGCCGCCACAGCCACAGCCACAGCAGCCACCUCAGCCACAGUCCCACUUGGUUCCCGUAUCUCUCAGCAACCUCAUCCCAGGCAGCCCCUUGCCCCAUGUGGGUGCUGCUCUCACUGUCACCACCCACCCCCACAUCAGCAUCAAGUCAGAACCAGUGUCCCCAAGCCGUGAACGCAGCCCUGCACCUCCUCCACCAGCUGUGUUCCCAGCGGCCCGCCCUGAGCCUGGUGAAGGUCUCAGCAGCCCAGCUGGAGGAUCCUAUGAGACCGGGGACCGGGAUGAUGGACGGGGGGACUUUGGGCCUACACUAGGCCUGCUGCGCCCAGCCCCAGAGCCUGAGGCUGAUGGCUCAGCUGUGAAGAGGAUGCGGCUGGAUACUUGGACAUUAAAGUGACGGUUCCCACUCCCUCCUCUCAGCCUCCCUGAUGAAGAGUUGACAAUCUCACCGCCCACCCCUCCCUGUCCUGGGCUCCUCCCGCUCGACCCCCCACUUCCUUUCUUCUGCUCCAUGUCCUGUUGAUGGUUACAUUUGUGUAUAAUUAUAUUAUUAUUAUUAUUAUUAUUAUAUUUUUAAAUUCGAAUUCUCGCUUUAGAGAGAGGGAUGCUUUUGCCCCUUUCUUGGCCCCACCAUUUUCACUGGUGGGGGACUCUCUUUAUUGCGGGAAGGGGGGGGACACUUUGCACGUUGUACACAUAUGCUGCAGGAAGGGGGGGGGCAGUAGGCCUUGGAGAAGGACAGGUGCCGAGCCCUGCAUGUGGAGCCUCCCAUCCCAUUCCUAGAUAGAUGUAAAGAACCAAAAACUAUCCAACAACAGAAACCCGGACAGUAGACUGAAACCCCAGAGCUGGCUUGAUGAUGGGUUUGUGUCUCAGGGACAGGAAGAGGCAGACUCUGCUUCUGGGCUGUUCACAGCUAAUUACCCAUCUUGGUCCCUCCAGCUUUCUGCGUACACACCACACUCACUGAUCCUGUGUGCUGCAUCACAAGAUCUGGGUGCUAUGCUAGGCAGGCUGCCUGGGAGUCUGAGGCCAGGGCAGGGGCUUGCGGUAGGAACCUCUCCCCAGGUAACAUUGGAGGGAGACCGCUGUAGAGAGAGGGCUAAUGAGGGCAGUAAGGACUGGGUGUGAUGACCUGGGACCCUACCCCUGGCUUUUUUUAAAAAAUGUACAGUGCAAUAGAUCCCCAUCCCUCGGCCUGUCCCAACCCUAGAAAGCUGGCCAUGUACUGGAAGAGUUGGGAGAGGACCUUCAGUGAACUGGCUCCAGGGUGGUUCCCUGGGGCACUGAGGGCAGGAGGCCUGUCAGGGGCAGGCACGGGGCGGGCACCUCUCUGCUCUGCGCACCCAUACCCAGAAGAGUGCACACUGGGCACACAGCACGGUCUGUGGAGCUAGAGGUCCCUGCAGGUGAGGCCCCUCCCCCAUCCUCCCGGCUGUUGCCCUGACCCACCUCCCAGCUCUUUUUGUGCUCCUUGUCUCGCUACCUCCUGUCCCUCCACCUCCAGGCCACACCCCAAACCUGCCCUCUUGCUACUGUAAUUGUAAAUAGCGACCUUCCAAAAUGUUAGUGGUUAACAGUCCAGGAAACUGUUGUGUUUGUUGUUGUUGUAUUGAUAUGAAAUGAGAUUCUAUUUUUGUCAAAGUAUAUUGUAAUAAUAAUGACUCAAAUGGCCCGUACUGUA